AUGUUCAGAAGAUCGAAAGUCACAGAGGGGACGGGCACUGGCCAAGGACCUGCUGCAGAAAAUGAAGUGGGUAUCCGAAAAAAAUCCCGUGUUCCUGGAGUGAUGAUUACGCAGUUCAUAGAGACACUGCCGGAGGGAAAAAGCCACCCGGACUUCACCCGCAAGCCAAUCGCUUUGACGAUUCAAGAAGGGAAAUUUGCGUUCUUUAAAGCUAUAGUGACUGGAGAUCCUAAACCCACGGUAGCUUGGAGCAGAAACAACGGAGAUGUAUCUGACACUUCCAAAUAUCAGAGCAAAUAUGAUGCCAACUCCAAUGAGCAUACGUUUGAGAUGCCAAAUGUCACACCAGCUCAAGCAGACACAUACAAAUGUUUUGCUACCAACGAAUUCGGACAGGCCAUGGUCACAGUUGUUCUGAAUGUUAUUGAAGUUGGCUACAAGAAAAACAAACCCCAGCAAAAUGCAACAGAACCCGUCAACGGUGGUUUUAAGAAUGUCCUAAGAAAAAGUAAAGUACGUCCAAAAUCAGAGCAAACGGAGAAAAAGGAGGGCGAGUUGGAUCCGAAAUUUUGGGAGAUGCUACUUAGCGCCGACAAGAAAGACUACGAGAAAAUCUGCGCUGAGUACGGAGUGACCGAUUUCCGCUGGAUGCUGAAGAAACUCAAUGAAAUGAAGAAGGAACGAGAAGAAGAACAAGCAGAGUUUGUCAAGAACAUAUCCAACCUGAGGCAUAUCCGGGUGAAUGCAGACGGUAGCGCAUCCUUUGAGAUUGACAUGGACCUUAUUGAACAGAGCAGCUCAAUAUACCUGUAUAAGGAUGGUGAAAUGAUACCAUACACGAAAGAGUUGGGAGACACAAUGAAGCACAGCCUGAGGAGAGUAGGGAGAAAGUAUAUUUUCAGUAUGAGGGAUCUGAUGCCAGAAGACGGUGGAUUCUACCAGUUGGACGUAGAAAAUGUGAACAUAUUUUCCACGGAUUUCAAAAUUCCCAUGGUUGAUUUCUUGGUGAAAAUUCAGGAAGUUAAGGCGAUGGAGAGAGAAGAUGCCGUAUUCGAGUGUGUCCUUUCCGUUCCCCUGGCCAAGAUUUCGUGGUUUGGCAAGAAUCUGCCCUUGGAACAAGGAGAUAAAUACGACAUUGAGGUUUCUGAGGAUAAGCUUAUUCACAGACUGGUGGUCAAAGACUGCAUGGUUGUAGACAAAGGCAUUUAUUCUGCCUGUGCGGGAAUAAAAUCAUGUAAUGCCUGGCUCGUAGUUGAAGCUGAUAAAGAUGCAGAUCAGGGCAAGAAGUCGGUGAGGAAGACAACAAAGGCGGGGGGCUCCGGUAUCGACCUGCAGAAGGUGGCUCAGGAGCAACACGAAAAGCUAGAGAAAAAGAAAGAGGAACUGCAAGAACAAAUCAAAGCUGCAAAAGAAACUGAACCCCCACCCGAACCCCCCAAACCAAAGCCUGUGAUCACCUGUGGACUCUCUGACAUGUACUGUCUUCGUGGAAAGUCUGCUGAACUAAAAGUCAUCAUGAACAUGGACUGCGACGGCACCUGGUUUAAAGACGGAGAGCCACUAAACUCCAGUCCCGUGAUCAGCAUAAGCAAAGAUUCCACCUAUCAAACGCUGACUUUUCAAAACUGUCAAAAUGAGGACUCUGGCGUCUACCGCUUUGUGUCAGGAGAUCAGAGUACGCAAGGAAAGGUCAUCAUUGGAGAUGUACCGGAAUUUGACCCAGAUGACCUUCAGAAGUUCUCUAAGCCUUUGACAGUGAGAGUGGGCCAGAAUGCCACGUUCAAGAUGCCCUUUGCACCUCAGGAGGCCUUGAUAGUUAACUGGUCUAAGAACGGCACAGAGGUCAAAGAUGGAGGAGGAGUGAAAAUUGUGAAGGAGCCCAAUCACAGUCGGCUGCUAUUCAAAGACUGCUUACGGGCAGAUGCAGGGGAAAUUAAAAUCCAACUUAAAACCCCAUUCGGGACCGCGGAGGCCACCUCACAGCUUUUUGUGCUCGAUCGACCGGGUCCCCCAGAGGGCCCGGUGGAAACAGUCGAGACCACUUCAUCUGUCAUUGCGAUCGAAUGGAAACCUCCCAAAGAUGACGGUGGUUCCCCCGUUACUAACUACGUCCUCGAACGCCAGCAAACAGGCCAAAGUUUGUGGACUCAACUCGGGCGCGUGUCUGGUGACAAGACCUCCUUCAGGGACAGAAAUGUGACCCACGGGAAGAAGUACAGCUACCGCAUCUACGCAGAGAACUCAGAAGGCCUCGGCGACUCCCUGGAGACGGCUGAUAGCAUUAUGGCUGGCAUCAUGAUACUUUCUGGGCCACCGGGUGCCCCCAAAGUGGUCUGCGCUUCAAAGACCUGUAUCACGCUGAUGUGGAGCCCGCCCGAGGACGAUAGGGGAGUGCCCGUCAUCGGUUACCAACUGGAGAAACGGAAAAAGGACACAAACCAGUGGAUUUCCUUGAAUGCAGUGAAUGAACCGAUUGAAGAUGUGAACUAUGCAGUUAAAGACAUCACUGAGGGAGCAGAGUACGAGUUCAGGGUUCUCGCAAUUAAUGAGUCUGGAGCCGGGGAUCCGAGUCCUCCGUCUGCAAUGGUGUGUGCAAAGAAUCCCAACAUGAGGCCUUACUUCAAAGACCCAGAGGACUUCAUUGUUGUCAGAGCAGGAAAUUCAGCACGUGUAAAAAUUCUCUAUGAGGCUGAACCCCCACCGGAGAUCACAUGGCUAAAAGACGAUGAACAGCUACCCGAUUGGAUAAAAGUUGUCAAUUCGGAAGGAAUGUCCCAGCUUGUUAUUCCUUCAUCUAAGCGCUCAGACUCCGCCAUCUACACGAUCAUAGCAAAAAACUCAGUCGGGCAGGCUUCCUUUGACGUUGAAGUUAGAGUUACAGAUGAACCCAAGAGCCCAGGGCCAGUGGAACUUGAGCAAACUGUCCAUGGAAGAGUGCUGAUAACAUGGGCUCCGUCACCAGACCAGGAACUGGACGACAGACUUUAUUAUGCAGUGGCUCAACGGGACUCCAACACCAGAGUGUGGAAAACCAUAGCGGACCGCCUCUUCACAAACACCUACACAGUUAGCAACAUCCUUCCCGGGCUGGAAUACCAUUUCCGGAUCUUUGCCAAGAAUGACAUGGGACUCUCUGACCCGUCACAGUCUCCAACGUGGGGAGUCAAUAGAAACAGAGUUCCAAUCACACACAAAGGAAGCAAUUCAACACUUAUCAGCUUUGAGAGGCCUCCAUCCAUCUUGGUUCCUUUGAAGGUCCAUGCACCACCUAAAGGUUACCAGGUCUACAUGACGUGCGCCGUUCGAGGCUUCCCAACGCCCACAGUGUCCUGGUUCCUCAACGACCAAUGUAUCAGCUCAAACAGCAACUACUAUAUUACCAACUCCUUCGGUGUAUGCUGCCUGUACAUCCUCAGAGUGCGACCAAAGGACAGCGGUGAAUACAAAGUUGUUGCGGUCAACUCAUUUGGCCAAGCUGAAUGUUCAACAAAACUCAUUGUUCGAGGUUUGUUGAAUCUGGAGAAUUAA
Messenger RNA from Nerophis lumbriciformis (worm pipefish), 3528 nucleotides. NCBI's taxonomy places the organism in Eukaryota, Metazoa, Chordata, Actinopteri, Syngnathiformes, Syngnathidae. The record is from RefSeq and is a predicted model, not a curated record.